AGGGGUUGGCCCUUAAAUAAACUCAAAGAGGUGGAUGUCAAUCAAAUUUUUAGUUAUUUCAGAAAAAAGUGACGCUAUAGGGCAGAAGAACCCUCUGGGCAACUGCCUGUGAGAUCACAACAGGGAACCCAGGCAUGGUUCCAUCUGCACUCCAGCCAAAGGACCCUCAGUCCCGGCCCCAGCAGUCUCAGCCCUGGCCCCAGCACUCUCAGCUCCGGGAGCCGUGGAGGAGAGCAGAUGGACACAAGCCACAAGGCUCUUCCUCCCUCCCCGGCAUCCCUCCGGAGUGCCAGCCAUGCUGAAGCCUGCAGUCGUCAUCGACAGCGGCAGCAGCUUCACCCGGGGUGGCUUUGCGGGGCAGAGGCAGCCCCAGUUCGUUCUAAGGACUGUGCUGCUGCACCCCUGCAGUGCAGGCCCCAGGAGGGACAGCCAGCAGCAUCCCACUGCCACGGGAAGAGCGGAAGGCUUCGCCGCAGCACCCAGGUCCUGCCCGCUCCAGCACGGCAUCGUUGAGGAUUGGGAUGGCAUGAAAAGCCUGUGGGGCCACCUCUUCUCCUGCAGCCUCAGAGUUCCGCCAGAGGAACACCCGGUGCUCCUGGCUGAGUCCCCGUCCUGCCCUGCCACCGACAGGGUGAAGGCAGCCGAGGUGCUUUUUGAAAGCUUCGGGGUGCCGGCCCUGCACAUGGCCAACACCGGGUUCCUGUCCCUCUGCGCCCACGGCAGAGUCACCGGGCUGGCCGUGGAGGCCGGGGCGGGAGUGUCCCACGUCACCACCGUCUGCCUGGGCCAGACCCUGAGGAAGGGCACCCAGCGCCUGGGGGUGGCCGGGGAGCUCCUGUCCAGCCACCUGCACCGGCUGCUGCUGGAGAGCCCCAACCAGCCCGCGGCGCUGCACGCCCUGAGCAGGAAGACGCUGUCCCAGCUGAAGAAGCAGUGCUGCUACGUCUCCCUGGACUAUGAAAGAGAUCUCCAGGACCAAGGUUGCCACCAUCCAGCCCGAUUCCAGACGCCAGAUGGGCGCUGGAUAACCCUGGGCAAGGAGCGUUUCUGCUGCCCGGAGCCGCUCUUCCAGCCCAAGCUGCUCCAGCAUGGCUGCCCCGGGCUGCACCAGCUGGCCUGGCAGAGCCUCCAGACGGUGCCCGACCACGCCAGGACGGACGUGCUGGGCAACAUCGUGCUCUCAGGUGGCUCCUCCAUGUUUCCUGGCUUCCCAGAGAGGAUGUGCUUAGGGUUGAACCUCCUUUCCCAAGGCACAGGUGUCCAGAUUGACGUCCUGGCGAGCCCGGAGAGGGGCACGGCAGCCUGGCUGGGGGGCUCCAUGGCAGCGUCUCUCACGUCCUUCCAGCGCGCGUGGAUGACAAAGGGCGAGUACCAGGAGCACGGAGCUGAGUAUGUGCACACCAAAUUCCAGUAGAUAGAUGGCAGCCAUCCCACCAGUCAAGCUACAGGAGGACGGACUCCAAAAUACCACCUUGCCCCGGGCAGAGCUGCGGCAGCAGUGACCGAGGGCAGCUCCCGCGCUGCUACAGGGAAGCAAAGUCAAUUAAAGUGCUCCAAAAGGAACAAA
This is a messenger RNA of Neopelma chrysocephalum (saffron-crested tyrant-manakin), 1567 nucleotides long. It is a transcript of the gene ACTL10, whose product is annotated as actin like 10. The coding region runs from base 296 to 1414 and encodes 372 amino acids. The record is from RefSeq and is a predicted model, not a curated record. The transcript has 2 exons. Lineage: Eukaryota; Metazoa; Chordata; Aves; Passeriformes; Pipridae.